AUGAAGAAGUUGAAGAGGAACAUGAGCUGCCUGAGUAAUGAUCCCUUCCUCUCCCAGCUGGGGGGCUCCUUCCUGCUGGGUGUGGGCGUUUGGGUGCUGGUGGACCCGAUGGGCUUCAGGGACAUCGUGGCGGCCAACCCGCUCCUGUUCACCGGGGUCUACGUCAUCCUGGUCCUGGGCGGCAUGCUGUUCCUGCUGGGCUUCCUGGGCUGCUGCGGAGCCAUCCGGGAGAACAAGUGUCUCCUGCUCUUUUUCUUCAUGCUCAUCCUCUUCAUCUUCCUCGCCGAGCUGGCAGCUGCCAUCCUGGCGUUCCUCUUCAGGGAACACUUAACCAGAGAGUAUUUCAGCAGGGAGCUGAAGCGUCACUACGUAGGACACAACAACACCGACGUCUUCACAUCCACGUGGGACGCCAUCAUGACCACGUUCGACUGCUGUGGCGUAAGUGGGCCCGAGGACUUUGAGGAGAGCCUCUUCAGGCUCCUCAGCCCCAGUAAGAUGGUCCCCGAGGCCUGUUGCCAGAGGAACAGUUACCCCGGAGACGUCAGCGUGGAGCAGUGUGUGAGCGGCGGCAUGGUCUUCAGACACGACAAGGGCUGUUACUCUGCAGUGGUGGACUACUUUGAGGCGUACAUUUACACAGCGGGAGCUCUGGCCAUCGUGGUGCUGACAAUUGAACUCUUCGCCAUGGUGUUCGCCAUGUGUCUGUUCAGAGGCAUCCAGUAACCGCUGCGUUGGCACGCACCAUCACCAGCCGUCGGACAGGCACAAGCAGAAGGAAAAACUGUAAAAUAUGGAAUGCAUUUUGUACAGUGAAAGUUUACGUGUCUCAUUGGUUUUGUGACAUUAUUUUGUACUUCUUAGCAGCAGCAGCAGCGGGGGGGCGUUUGAGGUCCUGCUGUAGACACACACAGGAAGUAAUCCACCACCUGAGGAGGAGGUUCGGUGAUGUCCGCUCUGUUUUUCUCAAAGGUUUAGGACUACCACGGGUGCUAAGUCAGGUUCUUCAAGCUAAACACUGAGGGCAGACCCAUUAAUAGAUGGCCACUUCAGUCCAGGACCAGUCUGUGUCCUGGUCCCAAAGCUGGAAACACUCAAUCUAUCGCCCUAUUAUAACGUUGAUGUGGCCGUGAUGAUUGAUUUAGAGGGUCUUGGAGGGUCUGCACAACACAGUUCAGGUACAACAUGCGCAUGUUAUCCCACAGCGAGCAUCAGAAAAGACAAAGCUGUCAGGGUUACAACAGAAAUGUGAAUCAACAGUGGACGUGAGAUGCUUCAUGGGCCUCAUGCAAGAACGUUUUUUGUAUUCUCAUCAUCUUUCUCUUUUUACCGCGAGGUUU
This is a messenger RNA of Etheostoma cragini (Arkansas darter), 1340 nucleotides long. Its product is annotated as tetraspanin-18-like. The transcript is spliced from 7 exons. The record is from RefSeq and is a predicted model, not a curated record. Bases 1 to 726 code for a protein of 241 amino acids. NCBI's taxonomy places the organism in Eukaryota, Metazoa, Chordata, Actinopteri, Perciformes, Percidae. Gene Ontology annotation, cellular component: membrane.